CGGAUCUGAUUGUUUGAUGAAUAAAAUAAAGCGUCACGGCACGUUGCGGUCCAUAGUGUGUAUGUAUGUAUGUCACAGCAAUUUAUGUACAUCAUACUGACAUACACUCUGUCUGUUCUGUUCUCUUAUCGGUCGAGCCGUCUGCCGGGCCCCCAGUCGUCCCCACGCCCGUCCCACCGCCGCCCCAGCCACCCCCAGAACGACCCCCACGCGUCGCUCAAGCAUUCGAACACACUGAAUGACGACCGCUCACGGGAGAGCCACAGCAGCAGCAGCGCCACCGCCAGGAACCCCUGACACAUAGACGGCCGCAGGGAGUCCAAAGACAGCCAUGACGAGGGAGGUGCGGCGCGGGUGUGUGGCUGUGGUGUGCUGUGCGAGUCGAGUUACCUGAAGGGCUUUGUCCUGCCUGAUGUGGUGUAUCGCCGUGUGUGCCGCCAGCACAGUGUGGUGCACACUCGGCCAGAACAGAAAGGGCAUCACCUCCUAACACAGCGCAACACACACCACACAGACACAUACAGCUCGACACACACGCACAUACACAGUAACAAGUGUGUGUGUGUGUGCGCACCGCACCGCACCGCCCCUCACCUCCACCACGAGCAGCGUCCCGUAUGUGUAGACGAGCCGUCUGAGAAGGGGGUACUCGUCCAGCAGCCUCUCCGACAAGGGAUAGGCACACGCCAGCAGAAACGACAGGAUCUGGAACCGUGGCGAUAAGGGCAGGUUGGCGUAGUAAUCGAAGAGAUUGGCGUUGGAUGCGGGAGGGAAGUCCGUCAAGUAGUAGCGGAGAUCUUCUCGCCACGCCAGAUGGGUCACGCGCCUCAUCGUGAGCAAAGAAGACCUCCUGAGAGCAAAAGAAGGAACGAUGCAGGCACAACACAGGAAGAAUCGAUGGAUGGAUGGAUGGAUGUGCAGUCCACGUGAAUACUGAAUAUUCUUACCACAUUUGUGCCUCGUCUGCUUUGCUGACGAGCGUCGUCGGGGCGCCCUGGACCGCCUGAUUGAGCAUGGCCGUCAGGUUGUUCUUGGCUCCAUCAAGCGCACCCCAAAACCCAUCACCAGCCGUCAUGCUCACAGCCUGAAGGUAGCCUGAAGGCUCUUCCCAGCUGCUGCGACGCGAGUCUGUUUGUCUGUGUUGCCGUGGCUUCUCGUGACGAUGGUGGAUGCCGACAGGGGAUGCUUUCAGCAGCUGACGGAGGAGGUCUGCGC
Vitrella brassicaformis is the source of this 1215-nucleotide messenger RNA. NCBI's taxonomy places the organism in Eukaryota, Vitrellaceae. The record is from the annotation of a GenBank genome assembly.